CGUUAUACACUGUAAAAUACACAAACUGAAAAACAGAACCAAAACAAUGGCGUCUACAGCAACAAGUCUGUCAUGGAGUUCAUCUUUUUGUCUUCACAAUUACACUUUAGCCAAAACCACAAAUUCUGAAACACCAAAAUUAUCAGAAAGAACCUCAAUUGUAGCUCAAAAAAAAGCCAAGAAACUAAGAAAGAUAAUAUUGAAGGAGGAUAUUACACAGUUGGGAAAAAAAGGGGAGCUUUUGGAUGUUAAAGCAGGAUUCUUUAGGAAUUAUUUGCUACCAUUGGGCAAGGCUUCAAUUGUGACACCUGCACUUAUCAAGGAAAUGAAGAUGGAGGAGGAUAGAAUUGAGGCUGAGAAACAACAGGUGAAAGAAGAGGCAGCACAACUUGCUCGAAUUUUUGAAACUGUUGGAGCCUUCAAGGUGAAGCGUAAGGGUGGGAAAGGAAAGCAAAUCUUUGGAAGUGUCACUGCUCAGGAUCUCGUUGAUAUUAUAAAAGCACAGAUACAGAGGGAUGUGGACAAGAAAAUUGUCACUCUGCCUGAGAUUCGAGAAACCGGAGAAUAUGUUGCUGAACUGAAGCUGCAUCCAGAAGUUACAGCUCGAGUAAGGUUGACAGUGUACGCCAAUUGAGCAUAGGUGGCUUUCUGGUGCAGUUGAUGCCAAGUCAGGAAUUUGCUGUAUCGGCUCUCUGGGUCAAGUUUUCUUGUCAGGUAGGGAGGAUGCUAUAAACAAUGUAAAGCAUCAGAUUCAGAAUCCACCCAUGGACCCAAGUUGUAAAUGAAUUUUCUUAUUUUGAGAUCAUUUAUCCUGACCUGUAACAUUAGAUUUUUCUUCCUAAGCCUAUUGUUAUUUCAAUUAUUAUCAUUGUGGGUCA
Lycium barbarum (goji berry) is the source of this 878-nucleotide messenger RNA. RefSeq names its product large ribosomal subunit protein bL9c. Lineage: Eukaryota; Viridiplantae; Streptophyta; Magnoliopsida; Solanales; Solanaceae. The record is from RefSeq and is a predicted model, not a curated record. Gene Ontology annotation, molecular function: structural constituent of ribosome. The transcript is spliced from 7 exons. Gene Ontology annotation, biological process: translation. The coding region runs from base 47 to 634 and encodes 195 amino acids. Gene Ontology annotation, cellular component: mitochondrion; ribosome.